Molecule: messenger RNA, 3741 nt
Organism: Ustilaginoidea virens
Lineage: Eukaryota; Fungi; Ascomycota; Sordariomycetes; Hypocreales; Clavicipitaceae
Exons: 2
Coding region: 1-3741 (1246 amino acids)
Molecular function (GO): protein binding
Source: RefSeq, a predicted model, not a curated record
AUGGCACCGGCACCCGCCGCGCUCCCUUCGCGGUUUCCAUGCUGGUGCAGAGCAGUUUACUCGUGGGGAGGAGAGUCCAAACGAGAUCUGGGAUUCAUUGAGGGAGACUUGAUUGAAUGUUUGAACGCCGGCGACGGCUCGUGGUGGGUUGGUCGACUCUACCGAGACCGAAGGACGGUUGGCUCUUUUCCCUCCAACUUUGUCGAGCUUCUUCCCGAGGAAUUCCGUCCCAUGACAAGAUCCGUCAGCCCUCUGCCAGGACGCAAUCCUUCGAAUUCCAAAACCCUGCCGGCCAAAUCCAAAACAUUUCGCAAACCCUUUGAAGCUUAUGCCAAAGCUCCGCAUUACACUACUGCCAAAACACCGACCUCGUAUCGCGACCCCCCUGCCGCCCCUCCGCCCUCAGCUCCGCCUCCAGCUCCGUCCCCGGCUCCAACUCCAAGGUCUCAGCAACAUCGGGCUGUAGACAACUCCGCAAACUCUUUUCGCACAUCUGUUCACGAUGCCAUCGGCAGAGUGCCUUCUCCGACCCCCGUCCACGGUUAUGGCUCUCGGGCACCAUCUCCCGCCCCAACACCAAGCUACAUGACGUUGAACCGUACAAGCUCACCAGACAGAGACCAUGUUCCGCCUCCUGCUCCUCCUCCUCAUCGUCAUGUUGCCGCUGCAUCGCAUGACAUGUCUCGCCAAGGAUCAAACGCUUCCUUCCGUCCAUACUCUCCUGCCGUCGUGACUCGACAUGAGUCCAGCGCUUCCUUUCAUCACCAGCAGCAGACGCCCAGGCAGUCUUCAUACGCUAUUCAGGAAGACAAGCAGUACCAACGUGAAAUGGAUGGACAGUACACUCCUCUUGACCGGUCACCACGCCAAACUUCGUCUGAUGAACUACACAUGACUCCAUCUCCGCUGCGCGAAGCAAUGGACGGUGUCAUGGAGCAGCUCGACCAGCUCGAUGGUCUCGGGAGUAGUUGGCCCAGUGAGCAGCAACAGCACCAACGCGCCCAAGACGAGCAGCCUUUGGAUCCUUGGGCCCCCGAAUCGUUUGACAUGUUUGCGCGCAAGUCUAGACAAAGACAAGUGGAACGCGCAAGACCUGUAACGUCAUCGGGCCCCCUUCCCCAUGACGAGGGCUACGAGACCUGGAGUGGCGAAUCAUCUCAGCACACUUCAUAUCAAAAAGGGAUGCGCGGCAAAGGUCAUGCCCUUCCGGAGCUUGGCGACUACGUUGAGCGAAUGGAGAAGAGGCUCAGGAAUACGCCCCAUCACAACAGUGCCGGCGCAGGCAUGGCAGCCGACAUUGACCUGGAUGCUUCCGGCGACGAUGUUCCACCACCGCCACCACCCAAAGGAAAACACUACCAGAGACCCAAGUCCUCUGCUGGCGAUCCCAGCGAUCAAUCAAGGCAAAUCGAGAAUCGCAAGUCGGCGUACGAGAUGGGCAGAGGCCACGCUGGUGAUGGCAGCAUUUCAAGAACGCUAACGACGAGAACAAACACCACAAACGCUUCGUCAGGCAACCAAAGUCACACGAGCUCAUCGACUCAAAGCAGCGGCCGGACGUUAUGGAGCGGCGUGUCAGCCGGUGGUUUUAGCUCGACGAGUGCCGGAAGCAUGGCUCGUCAACAACAUAUGCGCACGCAGAGUGCUAUGGACACUCGUGAAGCGGAUACGGACCGGCCAGAUUCUCCUUUUACAGGAGUAACAUAUCACAGCAGUCAUGCCAGUAAUGCAGCCGCGGGGAACCGACAAAGAGCUCAGACCCUUCUUGAAGACGAGCUCACUGGCAGCUUGGGCGGCCUGGUCCAACCGAGAGCACCCAAGCGGAACAUUUUCAAAAAGAUAUUUGAUUCCGCCAAGACGGGUGUGGCCAGUAACAGGGGAAGCAUUGCGGCCGGCUCCAUAGCCGGGGGCUCGGCUCGAGCCUCGCCUUUCGACCGCCCGCGGCCGAUGGCAGCUUCGUCGGGACUGGGGUCGAGAAUUACUCCCGUCAAUGGCAAUUCCUAUGGAUCUGAUGCGGCUCGCGAGAUGGGGCUGUCCAGCGGCAGCAGCGUGGACUGGGUUCAGGUACGCCGCGACGUCAACAGGUCGAAUUCCCUGAGUAAAGCAGAGAGGAUCGAGCGCCAGGAUCGCUGCCAGACCCUCGAACACCCGGUACUCAAUCCGGUAGAUGAGCUCUACGAAGGCAUCGAGGGUGACGAAGCAGCAGACGGGAUGCCAGUGCGGGACGCCGUGAACUACCAAUCCAUCAACCUGAGCCAGGUGGAUAAGAACUCGAGGUUCGUUGGGGACCUGCCACCCAUGACGACAGCCACACAACUGGCAACCACCUACGUCUGCCGACCGUACAGGAGCGAUGUGCAGCGAAUUCGAGCCAUUUUCACAUGGGUAUCGGAAAAGAUUUGCUGGGAGGAAGAUUUUGAAGGACAGGUAGACACACGCCACGUCAUCCAGGCCAAGCGAGCUUGCGCCGAGGAGUACGCCGUGCUUGUCAUGGAAAUGUGCGCUGCGGUUGGCAUAGAAUGCGAGAUUGUCAGAGGCCAUCUCAAAGCGCCUGGGGACAUUUAUGAUAUUCACACGGCGCCUCGUCCGAACCACUGGUGGAAUGCAGUCAUAGUGGACAAUGAGUGGCGUGUCAUCGAUUGCUGCUUGGCCAGUCCUUCAAAUCCGAAGCGCGGCUUGUAUUCCAGCACCAGCGCGUCAACCGCGGACUCUUGGUGGUUUCUCGCUCGGCCGACAGAAGCUUGCUGGACACAUGUGCCGGAGCACCAUGAUCAGCAGCACAUCGUCCCCCCCGUGGCCCAUGAGACUCUGCUAAACCUCCCGUGCACUUGCCCCGCAUUCUUCCGCCACGAGAUGGAGAUGGUGGAUUACAACACGGCCGUCACCAGGAUCGAAGAUCUCGAGAUGGUGCACGUCAAACUCAACGUGCCCGGGGACGUUGAAAUAGCAGCGGAGGUGGAGGCUCGAACUCUGACGCGGGACGCGGACGGCGACGUCUUCGAAAGCGGCGACACUGUCAAGAAGAGAGCUCUCGCGCAGGCGGAAUGGCACAACGGCGUCAAGCGGUACACAAUCAAAGCGCUUUUACCGGGCGAUGAGGGUCAAGGAAUAUUGAAGGUGUACGCUGGAAAACGAGGAUUGAUGCAAAGUAUCAAAGACAUUCCUCAUCCUCUGGCGUUUGCGCUGCCCGUAAUGCACACUGGGGAAAACCCGCCUUACGAGUUUGUCACAAGGCAUCCCACACCGCACGCCCAACGGCACGACAUCUAUGUGGUGCAGCCGCAAUGCCAAAGGCUGGCGCUCAACAACACGUUCGUCUUUGCCAUUAGACAACACCCGAGCACGGCAUUGAGCGGACCAAGUUCAGCAUUGACACCGGCAUCGAACCCGGGUCGAGCAAGCCCAAACCCGUUUGCGAGGCCCAGCUCCGCCAUGAGCAUGAACGCCCCGAGCGCGAGCGGAUCGAAUCCGAGCUCGGCGAGCGGCACUAUUGCGGGGAAGAAGCCUGCCAAGCUAGCCAUUCAAACGCCAGGCGGCAAGAUCCUCCGUCUGAUGCGAAAGGAGGAUCGAAAAGGCAUUGCUGUGGGCGGAAAGGGCUUAUCCAGCGACGAAGAUGUCAGCGACGGCGGUACAUGGGAGACGAUAAUCAAGUGUUCUGAACGAGGCGUGUGGAGAGGCUUGGUAUUGGCAGACCGGACAGCAAGAUGGUGCGUGUUUGCUGAAUGGGUCUGCGUGGGAUGA